AGCAGGAAGAGGUGGCGGAGGAGCGAGCGAGAGAGAGUGGGGGAAGAGGGAGUCUGUCAAUUACAAACAUGAACAAGCUGAAGUCCUCGCAGAAGGAUAAAGUGCGUCAGUUCAUGAUCUUCACGCAAUCCAGCGAAAAGACUGCUCUGAGCUGCUUGUCACAGAAUGACUGGAAAUUAGACGUGGCGACGGACAAUUUUUUCCAAAAUCCAGACUUGUACUUGCAAAGCUUAAAGGGAGUGCUGGACAGGAAAAAGUUAGAACAGCUCUACAAUAGAUACAGAGAUCCUCAGGAUGACAACAAGAUCGGGAUAGACGGGAUCCAGCAGUUCUGUGAUGACCUGGGACUGGACCCAGCCAGUAUAAGCGUGCUCCUUAUCGCCUGGAAGUUCCGGGCAGCGACACAGUGCGAGUUCUCCAAGCAGGAGUUCAUGGAUGGCAUGGCUGAGCAAGGGUGCGACAGUAUAGAAAAACUAAAGGCACAGCUGCCAAAAAUGGAGCAAGAGUUAAAAGACCAAGGGAAGUUUAAAGACUUUUAUCAGUUUACAUUUAACUUUGCAAAGAAUCCAGGACAGAAAGGUUUAGAUUUAGAAAUGGCUAUUGCGUAUUGGAAUUUAGUACUUGCGGGAAGAUUCAAAUUCCUAGACCUGUGGAACAAAUUUUUGUUGGAACAUCAUAAAAGAUCAAUACCAAAAGACACUUGGAACCUCCUGUUAGACUUUAGCACAAUGAUAACGGAUGACAUGUCCAAUUAUGAUGAGGAAGGGGCGUGGCCAGUCCUCAUUGACGAUUUUGUGGAGUUUGCGCGGCCUCAGGUUGGGACAAAAAGCACAACAGUCUAGCGCUGGCAAAUCCUGCGGGAAGAAUGUACAUAUUUUGUACAGACAAAAAAAAAAAAAAACGUGAUUGAGAUGGCAGUGAAUAACACAGGACUGGACUGAGCUGCGAUGUAUCCUGCCUUUUCAGCCCCCCCAGGAGUGUCUACACGAAAAAGACAUUGUUAAAGGCAUAUCUCCGCAGUCAUCUAAUGAUGGUUUGGGCGUCUGUCUUUAGAAUGGGCCUUCUUUGUAAAUCAUCUGGCUGGCUGGAGUACAGUCACUGUUCUGGGCCAUCCCUGCUUUUCUUUUUCUGGCAUUCGUUUGGCAGUGUCCGAAGCUACCAUAUUUACACCAGGUCCAGGCUAAUCCAAUCCUUGAGGGCCACAAUGGAUUGAAGGUUUUGUUAUUCUUUAGCGCCACUUGCCACCUGAAGCCUUCAUUUGGAUAGGAACAUGUCUCACCUGGUAUUCCAUGGGUUAAAGGUAAGUCUAAAAUCUGCAGGACUCCUUCCCUCCAGGAUUGGAGUUGCCCGACCAAGACUUACAAAAGCACAACUGCGUGUUUCUCAAAGACGAAGGUCCGUUCAAGAAUGUCAUGUAUGACAGUGUCCUUUAAGUACUCGUAAGUGCAUUCUUGAUUUGAUUUUCUUCCAUGGUUUAAAUAAAAAAAAAUAUUUAAGUGACAGACCAAUAUAAAGCAUUGAUUGUACCUUAGUUGUUUUAAACAAACAUUGGAGUAAAUCCUUUGUUUUGUUUAGGUAAUAACUACAUUAAUUUGGCAUAUCUAAAAUGACACAAUGUAUCUGUCACCCUGUUGUAGACUUAUUUUUGUGCUUGUGUGACACUUAGGCCCUGAUUCAUUGUAAUAGUGCUGUAGUGCUUAACUUUAAGUAGUGAACUAGUGUCACAGAUGUUUUUCAGUUCUUAUGCAACAUUUUUUUUCUAACAUCCAUGUUCACCACAUCUAUGAUGUAUAAGUAUUUGAGGGAAACGUAACAUUUGUUCAAACUCAUUACUUAAAGUUAAGGACAAGAGGCAUUAUGGAUAGAUUUAAAUCUAAGCCUAAGAUUUUUCUUUCAAAGCCUUUAUGUAACUAAACCUAGUAUCAUGUGUUUUAACAUUACUUGAUAUGUACAGAGGAGAACUAUGAAUUUGUACCUUUUAGAAUAUUCAUUUUUGCAAAAGAAAACAAUAGGUCAAUACUGUUUUGAUACAGCGCCUGCUGCUAAAUACUAUUAAAUUGCAGUUUGUUGCACAGUGAAUUAAAAUGCCACCUGCUGAAUUGAAAUAGUAUUGUGAAGAUCACUCUUGGAUACGAUGGACACUCUUCAGUACAAUGGAGUUGGCCAAGUGGAAGUGUAAAGGCCUGGUUGCUUAAAUGAGAUGGUAAAGCCAACGCCAUUGUGUAUGACAA
Megalops cyprinoides (Indo-Pacific tarpon) is the source of this 2231-nucleotide messenger RNA. Its product is annotated as DCN1-like protein 1. The record is from RefSeq and is a predicted model, not a curated record. Gene Ontology annotation, biological process: protein neddylation; positive regulation of ubiquitin-protein transferase activity. The coding region runs from base 69 to 842 and encodes 257 amino acids. The transcript has 7 exons. Gene Ontology annotation, molecular function: cullin family protein binding; ubiquitin-like protein binding; ubiquitin conjugating enzyme binding. NCBI's taxonomy places the organism in Eukaryota, Metazoa, Chordata, Actinopteri, Elopiformes, Megalopidae. Gene Ontology annotation, cellular component: ubiquitin ligase complex.